AUGUCUUUAGUAGCCUACGACAGCAGUGAUGAGAGUGAUUCGGAGGAAACCUCAGCCUCUGUCGUCCCCGAGGGCAAACCGAGUGGAGGGCUCUUUUCUCUCCUGCCAGCCCCUAAAAAAGAAACCUCGACUACACAAGCGAACGAAGGACCAAGCAAGGAGGCGAAACCAGACCUUUCAUCAAGGGACAGUUCGUCAAACGAUGACCCAGAUACCCAGCCGUCUAAAGGAGGAUUACUUUUCAAUCUGCCUAAGCCGAAGAAGCGAACUGAGCCUGUCAAAAUUGUUGUACCACAGAUACAAAGACAGGAUUCAGACUCGGAUGAGGAUGAUGAGCCUGCAAAGAAGAAAUUACAAACUCAGGGCCAAGGUACAGGCCUGUCCUCCCUUCUGCCACAGCCCAAAAACCUGACUGUGAAGGAGACCCAGAGACCCUUGAUUCCUCACACGCUCACCAAGCGCCCGGAGCCUAAAGGGCCCAAACCUGGAACUCCUGCCCAGGGACUGCUUGGCUCGAGCGCGUCCCCCUCUGCUAUCAAAGCUGCAGCAAAGUCCGCCGCUCUGCAGCUGGCCCGGCAAAUAGCCACAGACGACCAGGACGCUGAGGAGGAUGUGGCCCCAGAGAACUACUUUUCCUUAGGCGAGAGCUCCCAGCCACUCCCUGCUGUGGUCCCUAGCCUAGACCCUGAACCGGGGGCCCCCUCGGAUCUCCUUUCUUUUGUACCUGGUGACGAGAGCGGCCAGUCGGAUGCCCCUCUUGACUUUGGGUCGAACCAUGAGGGAGUUAGCACAUGGGGAGUUCAGAAUCCUCAGUACCAGCAGCCCAUAGCAGGUCCAGAGGCUUUCCCUCAGGGAUACUAUAAUGAGCCAUACUACCAAGAUCCUAACCCUGCUUUGGCGGAAGCUGAAGAGCCCGGCCCCUCUGCCAUGUUUGAUGAUGAAGCGUUCAUGCGGCUGCAGGGGAAAAGGAACAGAGGCAAAGAGGAGGUGAAGUUUCUGGAGAUCAAAGGGGAUGACCAGCUGAUCGGCAGCCAGCAGUGGAUGACCAAGAGCAUGUCGGAGGAGAAACAGGAGCGCCAGUCCUUCAGCAAGAAAAAAGGAGACCAGCCUACAGGACAACAGCGACGCAAGCACCAGAUCACAUAUCUCAUUCACCAGGCAAAGGAACGUGAGCUGGAACUGAAGAACAGCUGGGCAGAAAACAAGCUAACCCGUCGGCAGACCCAGGCCAAAUAUGGCUUCUAAAUGUCGUAAUGUGGACACUUGGUGGCAUGCAGAAACCCUACGUCAGAAAUUAGAGUAGAGCUUUCCAUAGAGGGGGCGUUCUGUUGUUUGGGAAGAGGUUAUGCGUACUUAAUACUGACAUUACCUUUGCUCCUCUAUUUUUGCCGGUCCUCCAUCCCGUCUUUGUGUUUGACUUAAUAUCCGGUAGUUCAUCUGGUGGACUGUUGGAUAAAGUGUUGCUCCUGUACUGAAAUCCAGGGUCUAAGCCAUACACUGUCCUUUCUCAAAUAGCUUCCUCAAAGAUGUAAUUUCAUUCAUUUUCUAAAAUGAUGUGAUUCCUGCUUAACAAUGUAAACAUUUUUAAGGUACCUAUGGCCAGUCAGUGGUGCUGAUGAUGUGAUGGACCCUUUAAUGGUCAUUAGAAAUAUCUCUCUUUUUAAGGUGUAUUCAUUUCACUCAUGUGCUAGGGAACGCUGCAGUACAGUUCUUUUUUUGUCCCCCACAGAUGGCCCUCUGCCUUGAGAAUAGUCUGAAAGUUUGUUUCUCUGGUAAUAACAAACACGCACACACACUGAACUAAAAUAUCGCCUCAGCAAAUGAGAAAUGAAUGGAAGUCAUGGGAUGGUUAUGAAAUGUUGCGUAAUUGUCAACUUUUUAGUGCCAAAUAAAGGUUUCUCUUUUGACUCCCAUUCAUUUACAUGCAUCAUUUGAGGUGACUAUCACUGUUCAAGUUUCAGCUCGUUUUUCAACUACACUUCUGACUCAGGUCAGACAAAAAUCUAAUUAUCCCAUGAAACAGGAACUGUACGUCAUCGUUUCCUAGCAGCAUGUUAUAGGUUCUGUGGUGGUCUCACAAAAUCCCUACGAUAGUUUUUUUAACUCUCUGUCUUACAGGAGGAUGAUUAACAGCAAGGAUCUCCUAGUGGUGUUUAACACCUGCAGAUUCUUCAGAUAGAGGAUGCAUUUUUGUCAAGUUGAAAUCUUACUAUGCCUGAUAGCUGAGAGCAUGAUGUAACAAUAUUUCUUCCUGCUGCACCUAUUUUUGGAAGUACUUUCCUCUAGUAAACCAGGACUUUGUGUAUGUGUGACUGUCCGCCGACAGUGGGUGGGAGUGUUUCCAGUAUCUUGAAAAGACUGUUACGUGGGGAAAAUUGUUCAUUCUCUCCAGCUAUGGAGAAUAUUGUAGGUCUCUGAUUUCUCCUUUAGAGGGAGUGUGGUUGUAAUAUUUCACCUUGUCUCAUGCUUUCCUCUCCUGCUCACCAGGCUUUUUAAACAGCCUGGUCAUUGAGGCACUGGCACGUAUUUAAGCCCAACCAUGUUUUCCUUGUCCUUUGUUGAAGUAUGAUGCGUAGAUUUCCAGGCAGGCAUUGAAAUUAGGAAAAACAAGGGAGCGAUCUAAAUUUAUAAGCCGGACUUCACCCAUUUGUCAUAGUUUAUACACAUCUUUCCAUUUAGUUGACUUAAUGAGUGAUUCAGCAUCCAAGCAUUGGGGUAGUGUACCAGCUACAAACCUCUGCUGUUCUGCCACAAUAUCUUAAAAGUUUUUUUUUUUUGCAUACAGAUUCAAACUAGCCACAAGCCACUGCUCAAGCAAUCCUGUGAAGCUCAAGGUGUGGAAGUGAGGAUCCUCAGUCUGGAUGCCCAGUUAAUCAUCCAAAAAGUCUACAUCACACAGGGAUGUACGACCCAAUCUGCCCCAUAAAGAUGCAAGAGACUGCAUCACGUUUGGCAGAGAAUCUCAAAGGAAGGUAUCAGCAGCCCCCUUGAUAUGGUUGGGUCAGAUUUCACAGUUCUUGUACGUAAGGGCUAUGUGACCACAAGUGACACUGAAUUAUGUGUCUGUGUGUGUCGUGCACUCGUCACACAACACACACACAGACACACCUGGCUCUGGUUGUAACAUCUGGAUAUAUUUCAAGACAAAAUACACCUCAAAGCAUAUUGCUGACAGCCUGGAUUCAUACCUUCACACACGUCUGUGACAGGAAUAUAGUACAUAUUGAGGUCAAACCAGUUUUACUGCCCAAAAAAAACAUUUUCAGAUGACAGUGUACAUGGUACAGUAGGUGUGCAAAUGAAGGCAGGUUUCUUUUUGGGAGCGCCAACCUUUUUUUCUUGCAACUUUUCCUCAAUUCCCCAUAAACAAGACAAGGUGAAUUUGUAUAGUCUUGGUGAAAAUCCUUUGUAGUAAGCAAUCCUCCUCGAUGAAAUAUCAGAUACAAUCACUCCUUGGCGAGGCUACAUGUACCAACACUGACCUGACGGAGGAUUUGAUGGUCGUAUUUGGGGUUGGCAUACUUUUAAUCAGCGUGCCAGCUAAAUGUGAAACUGUAUUAAAACACUCUGAUAUUACAUUUUCAGUGACUUGCAUAUCUGAUGGCAAUACUGGGAAAGAUCUUUUUGUUUCCCCUAUAUUUUGUGUGUGUUGUGCAGUUAAAAUUAAAUACGUUUUUUUUUUCCUUUC
This is a messenger RNA of Myripristis murdjan (pinecone soldierfish), 3688 nucleotides long. RefSeq names its product proline rich mitotic checkpoint control factor (gene prcc). Gene Ontology annotation, cellular component: nucleus. The coding region runs from base 1 to 1245 and encodes 414 amino acids. The transcript has 7 exons. Lineage: Eukaryota; Metazoa; Chordata; Actinopteri; Holocentriformes; Holocentridae. The record is from RefSeq and is a predicted model, not a curated record.